Racocetra fulgida is the source of this 350-nucleotide messenger RNA. The record is from the annotation of a GenBank genome assembly. Lineage: Eukaryota; Fungi; Glomeromycota; Glomeromycetes; Diversisporales; Gigasporaceae.
AGACCUAAAAGAACUAGACCUAGGAGGUAGUUUCGACCCUAAUCCAGGUUUUACUGAAGAUCCUAAUUCGGGUUUUACUGAAGACCCUAAUCCGGGUUUUACUGAAGACCCUUUUCCGGGUUUUACUGAAGACCCUAAUACUGAACCGGUACCAUCAACAAGUUAUUUACCAUCUGGUUCUAAUAGAGGAAAUGUAUUUAAACCUGGUACACAUGAGGAUCCUGCACCUAAUCCAGUUCCAAAUUCUGAUUCACAAGGUGAACAUUCUCCUAAUCCUGAUAAACAAGAGGAACCUGUAUCUAAUCCUGGUUCACCUGAGGGAUCUUCAAAUAAUCAAACCCCUGUUCAAG